AUGACCGACGGGAAGACUCUUGUGCAUUCGCACAUCCACUGGCGCAAUGAGAAAAGAAAAAUGUGGCAGCGGGAGCUGGUCUCCAAAGUAGUCACACUGCUUCAAGCUGAGGAUCAUGAUUCGCUCGCCUUGGUGGCUAGAACCACAGGCAUACCACCACAACUGCGCAAAAAUGUAUGGCCUGUACUACUCAAGUAUCAUCCAAUGGUCAUUUCGCCCAAUAUCAUGUCGAACACACUGGUUUGGGACUCUCAAAACCAAAACUGGCGCUAUCAUCCGGAAACCAGAAAAUCUGAAGAGAUAGAGCAUCUCAUUUUACAUGACCUGGGCAAGUACUUCCAUAGAAGAGGACCGGCAGCAAGUAAGAGUCAGAGCACAAAUGUUGGUAGUUCCGGUCAAUUUAUCAACGAGCCUCUCAACUUGUCUUGUGAAGAGCAGCAAAGCAUCGAAUAUCUCAAAUCCUGUAUCUGCCAAUUUCUAAAAAAAUGGUCGCAGUUCUUCAAAUAUGAAAGUGGUCUUGCAUGGAUUGCACUAGCUUUGGCAGAAUGGUACCCGUUCGACGCUUGCGACAGCGUACUUCCGGGGAAAAGACAUGGUCCACCAGUGAACUUAUAUGAUGAGUACUACCUGCCGGAACACAUACGAAACCAGAUUCCGGCCAAAGCCGAGUUCACAUUCAAUGACCUUUACGAAAGAUUACUUCUGGUCAUUUUGCAUUCUCCUGAUGUGCCGAAAGCCGAGAGGCUCGCGGAAAGCGAAUCUGACGUUACAUCACAGUAUUAUCCAGUAAUAUCUGGUGGCGAUCUAGCAUUUCAGUGUCAACUUUUCUUCAAAGUCUUUUCAAUAGUCCUUCCGGAACUGUAUCAGCCGGUAAGUGACGAGGAAAGUUUGAGGCCUUCAAAGAAAACAAAUUGGAUGUAUUGGUGGUUCAAGUGUUCCGGUGCUCGUGUGCUGCAUAAACAAGACCGAGGCAGAGUAUGGGACACCUUUUUGGGUUGGCGACCACACCCGCGAUCCUUGAAUUUUUAUCUCAACUACAACAACAAGAUCUUCGAGCAUUUGUACUCCGAAACCACUUCGCUUCACUUGGAUACCGAGUUCUUGAACAAAAUCUGUAAAUAUGGACAUGAUGCAUUUUGGUUUCCGGACUUGGAGGUAUUACGCUUGGGCUCAUCAGAACUAAAAUGCGACUUUCAAGUUUUGUCCGAACUGGUCCGGCGGAACAAAUAUGGGUCGUCUGAUGACGAGUUAGAAUUUUCCACCAAAACAGAUUCUGAGGACCCUCUUUGGAAACCCAAGACGGGAACUGGGAUACCGUUUUCAUUGCUGGAUCCGCACAUACAGCUUAUCUUCGUGUACAUGGCAAUUCUCCAGCAGCAUGAAUUUAAACUUUUGGAAUUCGAAGAAACUGAGAUUUCCGAGUUUUUCAACAACGUGCCGUCUUUGUCGCGUGCCGAUGACCAUAACUAUCGAAAUCUUUAUGGCAAUGAUAUAGAAUCUCGUUCGGUGAGUUCUAGUGAGGCAGAAUCUGACGAUUUGUCAAAAAGACCCCAAUCAAGCUCGUCUGCGCCACACAUGCUUAUUGAAGUGGGUGACGACGACAAAACGUCUAACACGUUUGAUGAGCUAUACAAUCUCGCCGGUGAUAUAUGGAGGAAGUGGGUUUGGAGAGAAUUAGAAGACAAUGCUGGCGGAUAA
Molecule: messenger RNA, 1698 nt
Organism: Lachancea lanzarotensis
Lineage: Eukaryota; Fungi; Ascomycota; Saccharomycetes; Saccharomycetales; Saccharomycetaceae
Gene: OCA5
Product: LALA0S01e13718g1_1
Exons: 1
Coding region: 1-1698 (565 amino acids)
Source: RefSeq, a predicted model, not a curated record